AUGUUUGCCCUCAGUUUCUCCCCGGGUCACCCUCGGUUUCCCAGACCGUCCACUCCGUUUCCCCCCCUGCUUCGCCUCGUUCCCCGCCCUGCUUCCCCUCGUUUUCCCCUCAUUUCCCCCCUGGUUCCCCUCAUUUUCCCCCUCCCCGUCCAAUCAUUCCCCCACCUUCCCCUCUUUUUCCCCCCUGCUUCCGCUCAUUUCUCCCCCUACUUCCAACCGUUUCCCGCUCUGCUUCCCCUCAAUUUCUCCCUCCUUCCCCUCAUUUCCCCCACUUCUUCCCCUCGUUUCCCCCCCUGCUUCCUCUCUUAUCUCCUCCUGCAUCCCCUCAUUCCCUCCCCCUCCUUCCCCUCAUUCCCCCAGUGCUCUCUAUUUCUCCAUCUGCUUCCCCUCAUUCCCCCCCCCUGCUUCCCUUCAUUUCCCCGCCUCCUUCCCCUCAUUUCUCCGCCUGCUUCCCCGCCUUUUCCCCCCUGCUUCCCCUCAUUUCCGCUCCUCUUCCCCUCGUUUCCCCCCCCCUCCCCCUCUCCUUCCCCUCACUUCAUAUCUGCUUCCCCUCAUUUUCCCCCCUCCUUCCCCUCGUUUCCCCCGUGCUCCCUAUUUCUCCCUGUGCUUCCCCUCAUUUCUCCCCAUGCUUCCCCUCAUUUCUCCUCCUCCUCAUUUUCCAUCAGUUUCCACUUCCCCAGUCCGGGAUAUUACCAACUUCCCUCUCUACUCUCUGCCUACCCUCCCUUCUAUCUUUCCCCCCUUCCCUGUCUCCUCCAUUCCCGCUCCCUCGUCUUCCUAUCUGCUCCCUUGUCUCUCUCCCCUCUUCCUGUCUCCUCUCCCUCCCCAUUCUCUUUCUAUCUCAUCCCUUCCCUCUCCCCUCUCUUCCCUCUCCCCAUUCUCUCUCCCCUAUUUCCUAUCUCCUCCCUUCCCUUUCCCCCCUCUUCCUUGUCUCCCAUUUUUCCUAUCUCCCCCUUCCCUAUAUGUUUCCUUCCCUUUUCCCCUCUUCUAUCCCCGCUUCACUUCAUGGCAUGCCAUCGCUCACAGGCUAUGCUUUAA
This is a messenger RNA of Closterium sp. Yama58-4, 1038 nucleotides long. Lineage: Eukaryota; Viridiplantae; Streptophyta; Zygnematophyceae; Desmidiales; Closteriaceae. The record is from the annotation of a GenBank genome assembly.